Messenger RNA from Cuscuta campestris, 1859 nucleotides. Lineage: Eukaryota; Viridiplantae; Streptophyta; Magnoliopsida; Solanales; Convolvulaceae. The record is from the annotation of a GenBank genome assembly.
GACCUGCCUCAAAAACCCUAAGCCCGGGUCCGAAUACAUAUUCCAAUCGCAAAGUCGAAGAAGACCCGAAGGAUCAGAUUUUGGGAAAGGGAGAGCAAGUUGAGCUCACCGGCGCCGCCGGCGGUUGUACGGUCAAUCGUUAAUUUUCUUCUUAACUGUCGAUUUGUGUGUAUAUUGUUGUUCCAUUCAAUGUGUGACGAAGAAAGGUCAGCAAACGAAGAACAACGGCAGCCUGGAUUCGAAAAUGUAGAAAUUAUUUCGUUGGAGGAUGAUGUGGGGAACAAAAGGAUGAAGGAGAUGCCAAUUGAUAGGCUCAGUGCCUUUCCGGAUUGCUUGCUCAUUCACAUCCUCUCUUUUCUGGGUUUGAAGAAAGCUGCAAUUACGAGUCUUCUCGGGAAAAGAUGGAAAUUCCUUUGGACCGAAUUGCCCACCCUUGAAUUCAAGUUCUGGGAUUUCAGUGGUGAGAAAACUAAGGCAAAUUGUGACUUCGUGGCUAGGGUUCAUAAGACCCUUGCUACUCGCAGCGGGAAGUCUCUGGAGAAGUUGGAGGUUACAUUCAAGUACAUCGAAUGCUUUGCUUCCGACGUUGAUAGCUGGCUUCGGGUUGCCGUGAAACUCGAGGUGAAACAUGUGGUUUUGAGCAUGGACUACAAUGGAGAUCUAUAUACUCUUAACAAGGAGAUGUGUUCAUGUUCUUCCUUGACAUCAUUGUCCUUGGACGGCUGCACUAUUGAACCACAAAGAGCCAUCAGUUGGCCAUCUUUGACAUCGUUAGAGAUUUAUAAUGUAGAUUUACCCCAGCCUGUAGUUGAGAACAUAUUAUCGGGCUGUCCUGCUUUGAAAAGCUUGUAUCUGAUUGGAUGUUGGGGAUUCACGUUUUUGCUGAUCAAAUCUCAAAAUCUCUGUGAACUUAUGGUUCAUGACCCUGAGGAAGCAGGAGGUUUCAAUUUCCUUCAUAUCUCAGCACCCUUUUUGAAGUCUUUGAAUAUUUGGUUCCGUCCUGAAAAAAAAAUGAAGCUCUCUCAGACAUCAUCUCUUGUCAGUGCGACUUUUCACUUUUCUGACUUUGGGGGUCCAUGCUCGGAGGCCGUGGUGAGUAAUACUAAGGAGAUAUUUGAAAACACUCAACAAGUCAAGGAGCUUGAACUGGGACGUGAUGCCAUGAAGGCUCUAGCAGUGUUGUUGCCGAAUGGUUGGCAGCUUCCGAAAUCUACGCGAAGGUGUUUGACAAUAAGUAGCUUUAGCAAUAAUGCAGAAAGCAUUUCUUGCAUUGUGGCCCUGCUGGAAUCUUCUCCAUACCUGGAGACAUUGAUCAUAUAUUGUGAUGACAGCUAUGGUAAAAAAAAGACUUGGAUCCCACUUGCAAAGGGUGAUCUUUGUUGCGAUAUGCCUUAUUUGAAGACGGUUAAAUUGUCUGACUUGGCGGAUGCAAAGCUAGAGGGUGAGCCAUUGCUUACGUUGGCCCAAAUCAUUCUUAAGAGGGCACCGGCCUUGAAAGAGAUGACAAUUGAGGAUCAUAACAUCAAAGGAACAAGUGAGUUUGCCAAGAUAAGCCAAACCUUGCUCACUUACCCCAGAUCCUCACCAGAUGCAGUCAUCUUCUUCCUCCCCCAUUAGAUUAUGGCUUUUUUUCUUCUUAAAUUGCGUAAAAACCAAACCGGUCUUUUUUAGAGACAGAUGGGCAUCAUAUUGCUAGCUUGACAUGUCUUCAUUUACAUUUGAGAGCAUAAUGGAUAUUGUCAAUGUGAGACUGCUGAUAUGCCAUCACCAAGUAUUUUUAUUACCAAGGUAAAAGACUAAUUUGUUUGGUGUUUCUAGCUAUGUGUAAACAAUGGAAACAUUAAAGUUUCAUUUUUUCU